AGCUUUUUUUGGGUUAAGAGUCUUUAAAAAGCUGCUCAAACGUUAGAACCUGCCUUUUACAACGGAUUUCAUCAUGGUGGUUGGUCGGGUCCACAUAAGGACAGGGCUACUGUUAGCCUGCUUCCUCUUUCUCUCUGUUUCUGGACAAGGCUCAGGACCAUAUUUCAUGGUGACAUUUCCUGCUGUAAUUGAGGCUGGCUCUGAUGCUAAAUUGUGUGCAAGUCUUCUGAAGCCUAAUGAGACUCUGCAAAUGAACAUCCUUCUGGUUCACAACAACCAGAGCAGAACUCUUUUACAAGAAACAGUGGAAAAGGACUUUCACCACUGCUUUAAUUUUCAGGCUCCAAAUGUUAAAGGUGAAUCAAUGCAGGAGAUCAAAGUAGAAGUCAAAGGGGAAAGUUUUAAGAUGACAGAUAAAAGGAAAGUGAUGUUUAAAUCCUACAACACACUGGUAUUUAUUCAGACUGAUAAACCCAUCUACAAUCCAGGCCAAACAGUGAAUUUCAGAAUUGUCAGUAUGGAUUCUAAUUUUAUUCCCCUUGAACAAAAGUACAGCUCAGUAAUUCUUGAGGAUAAUCGUCAUAACAGGAUUGGUCAGUGGAUGAACGUGUCCUCCAAAGGUUUGAUACUGCAGCUUUCUCACGAGCUAAAUGCUGAAGCUCCACAGGGACAAUAUAAACUAACUGCUAAAAUAGAAAAAAGGGAGAUCUCAGAUUUCUUUAAGGUGGAAAAGUAUGUUUUACCCAAGUUUGAGAUUACAGUGAAAACACCAAAAGAGCACAGUGUUGUAGAGGAAGAACUGAAGCUGGAGAUUUGUGGAAAGUACACUUAUGGACAGCCAGUACCUGGUGAAGCACACGUGCAAGUGUGUCGUAAAUUUAUGCAGAAUUAUUAUUACCAUCAGAACGCUCCAAUGAUUUCACCAUGCUUGGUUGAUACAGUAAAGAUGAGUCAGAAUGGUUGUGCCGUUCAUAUACUGAAUGUGUCAACUUUUAUGAAUUCUGAAUUUGAAGAUAAUCUUGAAAACAAUCUUAAUGUUACUGUUACACUGACAGAGGAAGGAACAGAAUUUUCCAUGGUAAAAUCUGAAAUCAUAUCACUCACAUACCUAAUUGGUAAAGUGGAACUUGUGGAUUUACCAAAAACCUUUGAACGGGAGAAACUUAUAGAAGGAAAAAUUAAAGUUACUACCUACAGUGGAACACCAAUUCCUAACAAGAAAGUGUAUCUUUUAGAAGGUCACUGGUUUUUUACGAAGAUAAUGCUCAAUCUCACUACAGAUAGUAAUGGAUUAGCAAACUUCUCAUUUGCAUCGCCUGAACAUCCUGAAACAGAGAUACUGUUGAGGGCAAGUGUCUAUACAGAGCAUACAGAUAUAUACAAAAAACCAUUCUUUUCAUCUGCGGACACACAUAUACAGCUGCUCCAACCUGCUACACCUUACAGUCCAGUGUACAGUGAACUGUCAAUAGAGAGCUCAGAAGAACCAUUUAAAUGUGGUGCUGAAAUUCCCAUAACAAUUAACUACUAUAUUGUCGGGGAAACUACUGAAAGUUACAGUAUUGAUAUUAUAUACAUGGUCUUGUCUAAAGGAGCCAUAGUCCAUCAUGGGCAUGAGACAGUUGAAGUAGAAGCAUCUACAGAUCUCAGAAAAGGAAAAAUCUCAUUUAAACUAUCUGUUCUUGCUGAGCUGGCUCCUGUAGUGCAGGUUGUGGCGUACUCUGUCCUGCCCAGUGAGAACAUCAUUGCAGCUAGUAGGAACUUUGAUGUGGAAAAGUGUUUCAGAAAUAAGGUUGCGCUACAGUUCUCUCCCUCUAAAGCAGUUCCAGGUGAGAAGAACACUCUUGAGGUCUCAGCUCAUCCUGGUUCACUUUGUGGCCUCAGUGCUAUAGAUCAGAGUGUGUUAAUCUUGGAGUCCAACAAACGGCUAGACACUGACAAGAUAUUUAAUUUGUUGCCAGUGAAAUGGUUGUCAGAAUAUUCAUAUGGGCUUGAAGAUGCUCAAGGCUGCUUGCAUGUAAGACCUCGACGGGAUGUGUCGCUUGACCUUGCUUACAAUACAUUAAAGGGAGCAGGUCUGAAGAUGGCAACAAAUUUGGCUGUUAGACACCCUGAAUGUUUGAUGUACAAAGGGGUGCAAUAUCACAAAUUGCAAUAUGCAUAUGAUGUUGCAUACAUGGCAAGAGGUGGUCCUGGUCUUGGUGGAGCAGGUAUAGGUUUUUCACCAGAAGGUUUUGAACCCAUUGAGACAGUUCGCAAUUUCUUCCCAGAAACUUGGAUAUGGGAAUUGUCUGAAGUGGGGGACUCUGGAACUGUACAGCUUCCACUCAAUGUUCCUGACACCAUCACCACCUGGGAGACUGAGGCUUUCUGCGUGUCCUCUAUAGGUCUGGGUCUCGCUCCUCCUGUUCAGCUCACUGUGUUUCAGCCCUUCUUCCUGGAGCUCUCGUUGCCCUACUCCAUUAUCCGGGGAGAGGUUUUUGAGCUGAAGGCCACCGUCUUUAAUUAUCUUUCCAAAUGCAUUAUGGUUAAAGUGACUCCAGCCCCUUCCUCAGACUACACUCUGGAAAAAUCUUCUGAUGGCGAGUAUUCAUCCUGUCUGUGUGCAAAUGGAAGAAAGACCUUCAAAUGGACUCUGAUUCCCUCUGUGCUUGGUGUCAUGAAUGUGACAGUGAGUGCAGAAGCAGAACAAUCUCAGACUGUGUGUGAUAAUGAGAUUGUGAGUGUUCCAGAGAGAGGCCGUAUUGACACAGUUACACGAAGCCUCAUUGUAAAGGCUGAAGGAACUGAGAAAACAAAGAGCCAGAGUUGGUUAUUAUGCCCACAAGGCAACAGUGUUUCAGAAGAGCUGGAGCUGAGUCUUCCUGAGGAUGUAAUAGAGGGAUCAGCACAAGCUUCUGUUUCAGUGCUUGGAGACAUACUUGGCCGUGCAUUAAAAAAUCUGAAUGGACUCCUAAGGAUGCCAUAUGGCUGUGGGGAACAAAACAUUGCUCUUCUCGCCCCAAAUAUCUACAUUCUUCAGUAUCUAGAGAACACUGAGCAGCUCACCACAGAUAUCCGUGAGAAGGCUACUGGUUUCCUAAAGAGUGGAUACCAGAGGCAACUUAACUAUAAACAUAUAAAUGGGGCAUAUAGCACUUUUGGCAGGGGAUCAGGGAACACGUGGUUAACUGCUUUUGUCUUGAGGACGUUUGGCAAAGCACAACGUUACAUCUUUAUUGAUCCAGAAAUAAUUAACAGUGCAAAGAAUUGGCUCAUACAAAUGCAGGGAACAGAUGGAUGUUUUAUACAACAGGGAAAUCUGUUCAAUAACAGAAUGAAGGGUGGUGUAAAUGACCAUGUGACUAUUACCGCCUACAUCACUGCAUCAUUGCUAGAAUUGGGGAAUACAGUCCAGAAUCCUGUUGUACAAAAUGGAUUAUUGUGCCUCAAAUCUUCUAUUGGUAACCUGACAAACACCUACACCACUGCACUGUUGGCCUACACUUUCAGUCUUGCAGGAGAGAAUGAAACUCGCGAACAUCUACUAAAAGAGUUGGAUAAUGUUGCCAUUUCAGGAGAUGGUCGUCUUCACUGGUCUCAGUCAGCAUUAGAUGAUUCCAGCUCAUUGUCAGUGGAAAUCAGUUCCUACGUGCUCCUAGCUGUUCUCACUACAGGUCAACUCACUGCUGCUGAUUUGGGUUAUGCUAAUAGGAUAGUCAGCUGGCUCGUGAAGCAGCAAAAUCCCUAUGGAGGCUUCUCAUCCACCCAGGACACAGUCGUGGCCCUCCAAGCUCUGGCUCUGUACUCCACUAAAGUGUUCAGCUCAGAAGGCUCUAGCACAGUAACUGUAAAGUCUGCAGAUGGACACAGUCACAACUUUGAUGUGAAUCAGAACAACAAGUUACUGUACCAAGAAAGAUCAUUGCAGGAUGUUCCUGGUAAAUACAGCAUUGAUGUGAAGGGCUCCACCUGUGUGUCAGUGCAGACAUCACUUUUCUACAAUGUCCCGACACCUACUGAAAUCAGUACACUGAGCAUUACAGCAAAGACCGAGGGAAACUGCACAAAAUCAUUUAGACCCACUUUGUCUCUGAAGUUCACUGUUGGAUAUAAUGGAGCACUAAACAGCACUAACAUGAUCAUAGUGGACAUAAAACUCUUAUCAGGGUUCACAGCGGAUCGUGCUGAACUGAAAAAGGGAUUUUUGGUUGAACGGGUUGAUUCUAAAGAUGACCAUAUUAUCAUGUAUAUCAAAGAGCUACAAAAGAAUAUCCCUAUAAAAUAUGAGCUUCACACUAAGCAGGUGCUUCCUGUCAAGAAUCUCAAGCCAGCAGUGAUCAAAGUUUACGAUUAUUACCAAACAAGUGACGAGUCUGAGACAGAGUACACCUCUCCCUGUGUGUAGGGUUUUACAUUUGGACAGAAGAUGCAGAAAAAUCCUUUGCCUAUCUUCUAUAUGAUGGUUUUUGUUUUUGAAGAAUUUUUGUUGUUGAAAUAAAAAUACCAUUUAAACUCUU
This is a messenger RNA of Tachysurus vachellii, 4499 nucleotides long. Its product is annotated as alpha-2-macroglobulin-P-like. Bases 74 to 4387 code for a protein of 1437 amino acids. Gene Ontology annotation, cellular component: extracellular region. Lineage: Eukaryota; Metazoa; Chordata; Actinopteri; Siluriformes; Bagridae. The record is from RefSeq and is a predicted model, not a curated record. The transcript is spliced from 34 exons. Gene Ontology annotation, molecular function: endopeptidase inhibitor activity.